This is a messenger RNA of Micropterus dolomieu (smallmouth bass), 3167 nucleotides long. Its product is annotated as solute carrier organic anion transporter family member 1C1-like. NCBI's taxonomy places the organism in Eukaryota, Metazoa, Chordata, Actinopteri, Centrarchiformes, Centrarchidae. Gene Ontology annotation, molecular function: protein binding. Gene Ontology annotation, cellular component: membrane. The coding region runs from base 202 to 2307 and encodes 701 amino acids. Gene Ontology annotation, biological process: transmembrane transport; sodium-independent organic anion transport. The transcript is spliced from 15 exons. The record is from RefSeq and is a predicted model, not a curated record.
CUUGAAUAAAAGAGGUCAUUUUAUGCGGCUAACGCCUUUAUGUGAAACAGGACCUUGCCUCCAUUUGUAUCGUAAAUUUCGAAGUUAAAGACGUCGUGAAGGGAAAGGGUUGAAGCUCCGAGUUGGGUGUGAGUGAGGACAGCCAUAGUAAAUCAUCUCAAGAGAAACCACAGCUCAGGCAAGAUACAGUAAGAGGCUGCCAUGAAGAAAAUUGACAAUGCAGCCACAGGCAGCUGGACUCAAGACAACAACCCCACCUCCUCAGAAGUAAAGAACUUCUGCCAUCCCAGUCUAAAGAUGUUCCUUGCAGCUUUGUCAUUUGCCUACUUUGCCAAGGCUUUAUCUGGCAGCUACAUGAAGAGUACAAUUACUCAACUAGAAAGGCGAUUUGACAUCCCCAGUUAUCUGAUCGGCAUCAUAGAUGGGAGCUUUGAAAUAGGGAAUUUGUUGGUUAUUGCCUUUGUGAGCUAUUUUGGUGCCAAACUCCACCGACCCAAGAUCAUAGCAAUCGGAUGUGUCUUGAUGUCUUUUGGGACCUUCUUGAUCGCCAUGCCUCAUUUCAUCAUUGGCCGCUAUAAGAUCGAAACAUCAGUCAGAUCGUCAGUGAACUCAACCAGUAACCUCUCUCCAUGUCCAGCAAGCUCACCUGAGUCCACUAGGGCAGAUGACAGACCCUCUUUACUGCUCUCUAGAGGCUGUGAGCGAGAGUCCAGCAUUUCGAUGUGGACCUAUUUACUUCUGGGAAACGUCCUGCGUGGGAUUGGAGAGACUCCAGUACAGCCUCUGGGAAUCUCCUAUAUUGAUGAUUAUGCACAGUCCGAGAAUGCUGCCCUCUAUAUUGGAUGUGUCCAAACCAUAUCAAUUAUCGGUCCUGUCUUUGGGUACCUGCUGGGGUCGCUGUGUGCCAAGAUCUACGUUGACAUUGGCUAUGUGGACAUGGAGAUGGUGACUAUUACCCCUAGUGAUGCUCGCUGGGUGGGGGCAUGGUGGCUGGGCUACCUUAUCGCUGGUACCAUCACCCUCAUGUCUGCUGUUCCUUUCUGGUUCCUGCCCAAAUCACUGCCCAUGCCUGUGGAUAAACAUGAUACCAGCUGCACACCAGAGCAAACCAGGUUUAUUAAAGAUUCCCAAAAAUUGGAACACAAGUUCAGACCUGAAGAGCCAGCUAAUUUACAUCAGAUGGCCAAAGAAUUUCUGCCCACAGUGAAGAGUCUGCUUGGAAAUCCCGUGUACAGCAUCUACUUAUGCGUGACUAUCAUUCAGUUCAACUCUCUCAUCGGGAUGGUCACCUACAAACCCAAAUACAUUGAACAACACUAUGGCCAGUCAGCAUCAAAAGCUAACUUUCUCAUGGGCACAAUCAACAUCCCGGCUGUGGCCCUUGGGAUGUUCUCUGGUGGGGUUGUCAUGAAGAAGUACAAGCUGGGUAUCAUGGGAGCAGCUAAAUUUGCCUUUGGGACCUCCUUGCUGGGUUACUUCCUGUCACUCUUUUUCUUAGCCAUGGGCUGUGAGAACUCCAAGGUGGCAGGCAUCACAGUUUCAUAUAGUGGAGUGGAAGGCUUGUCUUAUCAGGAACGGUCUCUCUUCUCUGACUGUAACUCGGAUUGCUUGUGCUCAAGAAAGGAGUGGGAUCCAGUGUGUGGAGAGAAUGGGAUCACUUACAUGUCUCCGUGCUUGGCUGGAUGUACCUCCUCCACUGGCUCUGGCAGAAAUACGAUGUUUGACAAUUGCAGGUGUGUAGCGCUGGCUGAUACCGAACCAGGCAACCUGACAGCCACUCUGGGCCAGUGUCCACGCAGAGAGAGCUGUGACAGAAUCUUUCCUUACUUCCUGGCUCUGUCUGUCCUCAGCUCCUUCAUUAUCUCUCUUGGGGGAACACCUGGCUUCAUGCUGCUUGUCAGGUGCAUUAAGCCCGAGCUGAAAUCCCUUGCUCUGGGAAUCCACACAUUGGCCACUCGCACCCUCGCUGGAAUACCUGCCCCAAUAUACUUUGGAGCCACAAUCGACACAACAUGCCUCAAAUGGGGAUACAAGAUGUGCGGAGGAAGAGGAGCAUGCAGAAUAUAUAACACAUCAGCUUACAGGAUAGUGUACCUAGGCCUAACAUUGGGCUUGAGGACAGUCUCCUUCUUCCUUUGUAUUUCAGGCUUUGCACUACUCAAAAGACAUAUUAAGAGGGAGGAGAAAUAUGCUCUGGCAAAUGGGAGUGCAGAGUUGGAGUCACUAAAGAAAGAGAACAACUCCAUACACUGUGAGCAGUUUAUACUGGCUUUGGACCGCAAUCCUGACCGAGAAACUCGCUUGUGAGCCUCGGCAUGUCUUCUCUUCUGACUCAGCUCCACGGAGCACCUCAGAUGUAUAGAGGAACACACACUGUGGACACUUUCCAUAGCACACAGAACAUACAGUACAUUUGUCCAGGAUUUGUGUAGAUGUGCGAUAUCUGAAAUAAGUCAUUUUAAAAACAAAACAUGAAAUUUCUGGUUUUCAUGAAUGGAUGACUUUUGUAGAAAAAAAAAAGAAUGUAAUUGUGCUGUAUUUUCAUCUUCGUUUUUUAUGAUUAAACUUGAUAAAAUCUAUUUUUGGAUUCACUACUGAACAAGAUGGUUAAACGUCAUCAUGUCAGUCUUGUGUUUGUGGCUUUGCUGUCAGUAAGAAGAGAAACAUACAUUAAAUUAACAUGUCUGUAGACUGUUUCUGUGACGUACCUGGAACUGUGAAUGUGACUACACUGAGGUUCAGCCUGUAAACGAAUAAAGUGACAGGCAGAUCAAAGCAAGAAGCAACACAGGAACAGCAGCCCUCUGAAAGAUGAUCCCAUUGGCAUACAAAGGGGAAACUACCACUUCCUGUCCAGAUGUAACAGAAAGCAUUCCUUCAGUAAGAAUACCAUUUCUUUUUAUUGACAAUCAAACCUCUCUCAAGCCUACUGUAGCAAGCUGAAACUGCUGUUUCUAAGGUCAAAAAUGAAAUGUUAAGCUCUAUUUUUAAGUCAAUAUGGAUGAGAAUAGACACCCAGAGUCAUGUAGAGUUUGAGCACCUACAAUUCCAUGACAGCUGUCGCAAACUCAGUCUGCUAAUAAGGAUCAUGUGAUAUGGUCGACUGCUCCAUAACAAGUUUGUAAGUUGACAAUAUGCUAUAAAUUUAAUAAAUUUGGGAUUUUGCA